Molecule: messenger RNA, 2639 nt
Organism: Gekko japonicus
Lineage: Eukaryota; Metazoa; Chordata; Lepidosauria; Squamata; Gekkonidae
Gene: STXBP3
Product: syntaxin binding protein 3
Biological process (GO): neurotransmitter secretion; vesicle-mediated transport; intracellular protein transport
Cellular component (GO): secretory granule; plasma membrane
Molecular function (GO): syntaxin binding
Source: RefSeq, a predicted model, not a curated record
AAUGGCCUUCGUGGAGAGUGCGGAAUUUUUUCGUCACGUCAAAAGAGGUGGAGGCGCUGAAGCAAGAUGGCGCCGGCGGUAGCUGCGAGCGGGGAUCGGGGGCUGAAGAGUCUGGUGUGGCAGAAGCUAAAGACAUCAGUGUUCGAUGACUGCUGGAAAGAAGAAGAAUGGAAGAUAAUUCUUCUCGAUGACUUCACCACCAAGCUUCUGGCGUCAUGCGGUAAAAUGACAGACUUACUGGCAGAGGGAAUAACUGUUGUGGAGAAUGUUUACAAAAAUCGUGAACCGGUCCCACACAUGAAAGCCAUUUACCUCAUCACACCUACAGUAAAGUCUGUAGAGGGGCUUAUAUAUGACUUUGCAAGUAAAUCAUCCAGCAAGUACAAAGCAGCCUAUGUUUACUUCACUGACUUUUGCGAUGACAAACUUUUCAAUAGAAUGAAGUCAUCUUGUUCAAAGGCUAUAAGACGGUGCAAAGAAAUAAAUAUAAACUUUCUCCCCUAUGAAUCACAGGUAUUUACUCUUGAUGUCCCAAAUGCGUUCUAUCACUGUUACAGUCCCAGCACAGAGAAAACAAAUGAUGCCGUACUGGAGCAAAUGGCUGAACAAAUUGUUACCUUAUGUGCUACUCUAGAGGAAAAUCCAGGUGUAAGGUAUAAAAGUAAGCCUUUGGACAAUGCCAGCAAACUAGCACAGCUAGUUGAAAAAAAGCUUGAAAACUUCUAUAAAAUUGAUGAACGCAGCCAAAUAAAGGGCAAAACCCACUCCCAGCUGUUAAUAAUCGAUCGUGGAUUUGACCCUGUAUCAACUGUGCUUCAUGAACUCACUUUUCAGGCAAUGGCUUAUGAUCUGCUACCAAUUGAAAAUGAUACAUACAAAUACAAAACCGAUGGUGCAAGUGGGAAAGAAAGGGAAGCAAUUCUAGAGGAAGAGGACGACCUCUGGGUGAAGAUCCGGCAUAAGCAUAUUGCAAAUGUUUUGGAGGAAAUACCAAAGCUUAUGAAAGAAGUUUCUUCAAAAAGGAAGGCAACAGAAGGGAAACUAUCUCUAAGUAAUCUGGCUCAGCUUAUGAAAAAGAUGCCAUAUUUUCGUAAACAGAUUACUAAGCAAGUGGUCCAUCUUAACAUAGCUGAAGAUUGUAUGACUAAGUUCAAGAGUAAUAUAGAGAAGCUGUGCAAAGUUGAACAGGAUUUGGCUCUUGGAACAGAUGCAGAUGGGCAAAAAGUGAAAGACUCAAUGAGAGUCCUCCUUCCGGUAUUGCUCAAUAAAAAUCAUGAUAACUAUGAUAAGAUAAGAGCCAUUCUCCUCUAUAUCUUCAGCACAAAUGGCACUACGCAAGAGAACUUGGACAAGCUGAUCCAGAAUGUACAGAUAGAAAAUGAUAGUGACAUGAUAAAAAACUGGAAGUAUCUCGGUGUCCCUAUCGUCACCACAUCUGCAUCCCAACAACGUCGACCAUCAAGGAAGGACCGGUCUUCAGAAGAAACGUUUGAGCUUUCUAGAUGGAGUCCUGUUAUUAAGGACAUUAUGGAGGAUGCUAUAGAAAAUAAAUUAGAUUCCAAAGAGUGGCCUUAUUGUUCUCAGUGUCCUGCCCCCUGGAAUGGUACUGGAGCAGUGAGUGCUCGACAUAAGCCCAAAACUAAUUACUUGGAGGAUCGGAAAGGUUCAAAGCUCAUUGUGUUUGUGAUUGGAGGAAUUACAUAUUCAGAAAUGCGCUGUGCAUAUGAAGUUUCUCAAGCCUUCAAGUCUUGUGACGUUGUUAUUGGUUCCACUCACAUUGUGACACCUAGAAGACUACUGGAUGACAUAAAAGCACUUACUGUAACAAAAUCAAAGGAUGCGGUCUACUUUAAGGAUGAAUAGGGAUUUAUAAUGUUCAAAGAAUUAUGUUUAACUUAAUUAUGAGCACAAUCCAGCCAUGUCCCCAUUGAUUUCAAUGGGAGCAAUUUUAAGCAUGUUCUAACUUUUCCACUGAUUUCAAUGGGAGUCAAAAGUGCUUAACUUGAUCUGGAUUGUGCCCUAUGUACAUAUUUUAUGAAUUAAACUAUCAGUGCUGUGUUUGGGACUGCUAUGUUCCCAAUUAAUGGGAUAUCUUUUUAUAAUUUAAAAUCUGCUGCUUUUCGUUGGAGGGGGGGGUAGGAAGGUCAUGAAUAAGAAUGAAAAAAUAUAUGUAACAGUUUGCAUUUUUAUAUUAACGUGCUUGGUUAUAGAUGGCAUUUCACUGUGAAAUGUUUGAUGUAGAGUGUGUUCACCAGUGCAUUAUGCUAUGCUAGGGUUUGGAAGACAUUUGUAUAUAUGCUAAUGACCUUUCAGUAAUAAUGUAAACUUUCUAUACUAGAAACAUGACUAUUUCUAAAGAUACUAUAGCAGAAAAUGAACUGAAAAUAUGAGAGCUGUAAAUAUAAAUGUAUAACACAAUUUCACAAGUGCAUUGUGUCGAACAACAAAACCUCAUGCAAUUUGUCAGAAUUCACAGAAAGCAGCUUGUGGUAAGGUACAAAAGUAAGGUAAGGUCUUUUUCUUGAGAAAUCUGAGAUAAAAUAUUGGGGGGGGGGUGUCUGGCGUUGCAUGGAUCUCUAUGUGGUAUAUGGGUGAUAUUAAUCAUGGAAAUAAUAAACAUUUUAUGAAUAAAGAACUUU